AUGUACACUAGCAUGGCUAACACAGACUAUAUGAAUGCGGUCCCAGAUGUGAUUAUGGAGCAGGAUAGCUCCUGUUCAUGGAAGGAUGGGCUGGAGACAAGUGCCAACUCCACAGACACGGCGUCGUCCUCGCUGGUGUACCGUUCCAGUUACCCAUUCAGUACAAGAAGAAUGAGUCUGGGGAACCCAGUAGCAACGGCGGGUGCCGGUGCUGGGAACAUGCAAAGUUGGCCCACGAGGGUGACGUCGCCGGGGCAGAUGCCUACGUCCCCGCGAUCAAGCUCGAUCUUCUUCGAAAACCCUGCUGGGAACAAGAAUAACUACGUCUACUCAACAAUGAUGAGGAGGAGCUCGUCCGCAAGCUCGGAUUACAGGCUGCUCUUCCCCACGGAACUCACAAGAAGACACAGCAGUGUGCGAUCCAGCCAGGCGGCGACGAGUCUGCAGAUCCCGAUCUCACACGGGAAGAGCUGCAUAGGGUCCCUCGCGAUAGAGGAGACUGCGUUCAAGCGACCAGGCAAGCUGAGAAGAGAGAUCACGGAGAAGUACCUUUCCUCGAACGGGUUUCUACCGAGAACACAACUGUACCACGACCACGCCGCGGGGAUGGCAAUCUCAGUCGCUACCAGCAGCAACGCCGUAUUCUUGCCCACAAUCUCCAACAACGAGGACGAGUACCUGGAGAGAAUCAACGCGCAUAGACGUUCAGGGGCAGAGACACACUCAGAGGACACGACGACUGCUCUACUCACCAGCGAGAACGGCGACUCGGAUACGGUACUAAGUGACGACGUCGGUAGUGACCUCGCCGAUAUCAACGAGUGGCAGCAGCUGGAUAACAUCAACGACUCGUCAAGCAGCAUAAACGGGUCCAGGAGGAGGUGCAGCUCGAUCAUGUCCCGCUCAACGGCAGGUUCCAUCCCAAACAGUGCUCCACAGCCAGUGGAGGUCAACAGCUCCAUGGCUCACUUCAAAAUCGCAGUGGUCAUCUCACUCAAGAAGGAGGUGCCCCUCUCCACGGUGGAACUCGAACUGUGCUCCCGAGUCCAGACCGAGUGGGCGGACGGUGCUCCACCGCUGAAGAUUACCAACAAAGAAUCCUACAAAGUAAGCGAGAUGGAUUGGCAGCUAAACGCAGCAAACUACAACCUUUUCAUCCCAACGGACGUCUCGUCACUGGACCAAACCAACGAGAAUUUCCAAAGGAUUAGAAAUUUCAGAUUUUGGAAAAAUAAGCAAAGAUCGGACAGAACGUACAUCACGGAUGAACAAUUCAGAAGGGAAUUGUUUGAAAAGAUUGGGUCAGGGUACAGCAAAAGCGGGUGGAUGAAACCAGGGGAGUACAUAUACCUUGUCCCCAUUAUUUUCAACAACAGAAUCCCUGAGACACUGUUUUACCCGUCAGCGAAAGUGGAGUACUGUUUGAGAAUAGCCGCCGUCGUGAAGGAACCAGAUACCUCUCAGAAAAAAUCGGGCUCCUACCUCUCAAAGAUAAAUAUAAACGGCAAGGGUUCUGAUACAAGCAGCUCACCCUUAUCAACAUCGUAUGAUUCAGUCGCGAACAACAACUCGCGCACAGAAUCACAGAACAGCAAGUCCAUUUUCAAGAAAGUUAAAAAUCAUCUGCAUAGAAAGACCAGCAAUGCUGACACCGUAGUGGUGGCGUUCGGUCAAGAAGACGCCGGCCACGUUGCAAAGGAUAACGAUAGUAGUACUAAUAUUCCCACCUCGGUAGAUAUAACAGAUCCGUCAUUCGUAUAUGGCGGCAACUCGCCAGCAUCCGCACAAAGCGCUUUCCAACAUCUUUCCCCAAAGGAGAUAUACCUUGAAUACCCAAUUAACGUAGUAAGAACUCCUCCUCAAAUAUCGGUAUCCACGGCAGAUAAACCAGUCUAUAUUAACAAAGUGUGGGGCGGUGCUCUGGCGUACGAGAUCGUCGUACCUCACAAGUUCAUCCCCCUAGGAUCUAAAAUUCCAAUCGAAAUAAAGUUAACCCCACUAAUAAAAGAUGUCCAGGUGAACAAAGUUGCCGUUUGUGUCACAGAAAAGAUUACAAUCUCCAACAAGACCAACAAAUUCCAAUUCAAAGAAACUGAUAAAUGUUUAAGGGACACGAACAGUUCGUACUACCACAUAUUUUUAUCCAAGAGACAGAAGGAAAGGAUGGUGAUAUUGUACGAACUGAGGACCAAGAACAGGGGGUCCAGGGCUUUGAGGGAAGAUACCGUUCUGAACACUUUAGACAAUAACUUACUGUCUUUUAACAAAGUAUACGAUGCGCAGACAGGAUGCCACCAAAACCUCAUCGACCCGUUGAAGAUCGAGACUGAAUUAGAGUUCCCCAAAUUUUCAGAGGAACAAGAGGACAUUUUAGAUAAGAACUUCAGGCCGUAUGGGAUCGACUCAUACUAUGCAGAGCAGGCGCCUCCUACUACACACCAGGAAUCUGAAUCUCGUAAAAACGGCCUCAUUCAAUUUUUCUUCAACAGUAACAAAUUCAGUGGGUCGUCUGAGAAUGAUAAGACUUCUUUCCCUAAAGAUACCUCAGUAAAGUCCAAAUUGAGCUUACCACAUGAGCCAAACGUUGGGCGUAUUGAAGUCAGAAAGAACAAGUUAAGGAGAGGGCUGUAUCUGGACAGCACACAUUUCCGCAACAUCAAGUGCAAACACAAACUGGAAAUCAUUUUAAGAGUAAACAAACCUGGCGAGAACAAUGAAAUGAAGCAAUACGAAGUUGUCAUCAACACACCAAUAUACUUGAUAUCGGAAAUGUGCCUUGAGGAAACCUAA
Huiozyma naganishii CBS 8797 is the source of this 2790-nucleotide messenger RNA. It is a transcript of the gene CSR2, whose product is annotated as Csr2p. The transcript has a single exon. The coding region runs from base 1 to 2790 and encodes 929 amino acids. The record is from RefSeq and is a predicted model, not a curated record. NCBI's taxonomy places the organism in Eukaryota, Fungi, Ascomycota, Saccharomycetes, Saccharomycetales, Saccharomycetaceae.